AUGGCGUCAAUCGUUCGGGCACCAUCCCUGCUGUUCCCCGCAACAUCGCGGCACACUGCGACUGUCAUCUUCGUCCACGGUCUGGGCGACACAGGUCAUGGCUGGGCGGGCGCCGUUGAGAACUGGCGCCGGCGGCAGCGCCUUGAUGAGGUCAAAUUCAUCCUGCCCCAUGCCCCGUCGAUUCCAAUCACCUGCAACAUGGGCAUGAGAAUGCCUGGGUGGUAUGAUAUUCACACUAUCGACGGCAACGUCGAGUCCAUUCGCCGCAACGAGGACGAGGCUGGCAUCCUGCUGAGCCAGGCGUAUUUCCACGACCUCAUCCAAAAGGAGAUUGACGCUGGCAUCCCCGCCGACCGCAUUGUAGUCGGAGGUUUCAGCCAGGGCGGCGCCAUGAGCUUGUUCAGCGGUCUUACCUCGAAGGUGAAGCUGGCUGGUAUCGUGGCGCUCUCGUCCUACCUGCUGCUGAGUCUCAAGUUUGCCGAGCUAGUACCCAAGCCCGAGUCGAACAAGGACACGCCCAUCUUCAUGGGCCACGGUGACUCGGACCAGGUCGUUAACACGGCGCUCGGGAAGAAGUCGUACGACCUAUUGAAGGAUUUGGGAUACAAUGCCACGUUGAAGAUUUACGAGAACAUGGGGCACUCGGCUUGCGUGGAGGAAUGGGACGACGUCGAGGCCUUCCUGACAGAACGGCUUCCGGCGUUGGGGAACGAGGGCAAGUCUGAGCUCUAG
Molecule: messenger RNA, 732 nt
Organism: Chaetomium globosum CBS 148.51
Lineage: Eukaryota; Fungi; Ascomycota; Sordariomycetes; Sordariales; Chaetomiaceae
Exons: 3
Coding region: 1-732 (243 amino acids)
Biological process (GO): protein depalmitoylation
Cellular component (GO): cytoplasm
Molecular function (GO): palmitoyl-(protein) hydrolase activity; carboxylic ester hydrolase activity
Source: RefSeq, a predicted model, not a curated record